AGAGCUGGCCCUGGCGGUGCGGGUGCUGCUCUACUUGGUCAUCUUCCUGCUGAGCCUGUGUGGGAACGCCCUGGUCAUCGCGGUGCUGGCAGGGAACAAGCGCCUGAGGACCAUCACCAACUCCUUCCUGCUCUCGCUGGCGCUGAGUGACCUGAUGGUGGCGCUCUUCUGCCUGCCCUUCACCUUCAUCCCCAACCUGAUGGAAGACUUCGUCUUCGGGAGGGUCGUCUGCAAGGCCGUGGCCUACCUGAUGGGGGUGUCGGUGAGCGUCUCCACCUUCAGCCUGGUGGCCAUCGCCAUUGAGCGCUACAGCGCCAUCUGCAGGCCCUUGCAGUCCCGUGUGUGGCAGACCCGCUCCCAUGCCUACCGGGUCAUCGCCGCCACCUGGGUGCUCUCGGCGCUGCUGAUGCUGCCCUACCCGGUUUACAGCACCACCCAGACGGAGCCCAUCCACCCCCACCGCACCCAGUGCAUCCACAACUGGCCCGGACACAUCAGACAGGCCUGGUACCUCCUGCUGCUCAUCACCCUCUUCCUUGUCCCGGGGCUGGUCAUGAUCCUGGCUUAUGGAUUGAUCUCCUCUGAGCUCUACAGGGGGAUCCAGUUUGAGAUGGGUCUCUCCCGUGAGGCCAAAGGUCAGCAGAAUGGGGCCACCGCGGAGCUCCUGGCUUCUUGCGACGAGGGCGACGGCUGCUACGUCCAGGUGCCCCGGCCCACCGAGAGCCCAAUGGAGCUGCCAGCCUUGAGCCCGGAGGACGGCGCCAAGCGGAAGCGGGCACGCGUCAACAGCUCAGAGUCCAAGCUGCUGGCCAAGAAGCGGGUCAUCCGGAUGCUGGUGGUGAUUGUGGCGGUCUUCUUUGGGUGCUGGCUGCCCAUCUACGUGGUCAACACCUGGAAGGCCUUCGACCCCAAUGCCGCCCAGCGCACCCUCUCGGGCACCCCCAUCUCCUUCAUCCACCUGCUCUGCUACUGCUCCACCUGCGUCAACCCCUUCAUCUACUGCUUCGCCAACAAGCGCUUCCGCCAGGCCUUCGCCACCACCUUCGCCUGCCGCGCCACGCCCUGCUGGUCCCGACCACCCCAUGCCCCCGAGGAGGAGGUCACCGCCACCGGCGCCUCCUUCUCCAAGAUCAGCUACACCACCGUCAGCAGCAUAGCCCUCCCCGAGCACUGA
Molecule: messenger RNA, 1174 nt
Organism: Thamnophis sirtalis
Lineage: Eukaryota; Metazoa; Chordata; Lepidosauria; Squamata; Natricidae
Source: RefSeq, a predicted model, not a curated record